Messenger RNA from Maudiozyma saulgeensis, 519 nucleotides. The record is from the annotation of a GenBank genome assembly. Lineage: Eukaryota; Fungi; Ascomycota; Saccharomycetes; Saccharomycetales; Saccharomycetaceae.
AUGGCUCAUUUCAAGGAAUACCAAGUUAUUGGUCGUCGUCUACCAACCGAAUCCGUUCCAGAACCAAAGUUGUUCAGAAUGAGAAUCUUUGCUUCUAACGAAGUUAUUGCUAAGUCUCGUUACUGGUACUUCUUGCAAAAGCUACAUAAGGUUAAGAAGGCUUCUGGUGAAAUUGUUUCCGUUAACCAAAUUAACGAAGCUCACCCAACUACUGUCAAGAACUUCGGUCUAUGGGUCAGAUACGACUCCAGAUCCGGUACCCACAACAUGUACAAGGAAGUCAGAGAUGUCUCCAGAGUCAACGCUGUCGAAACUUUGUACCAAGACAUGGCUGCCAGACACAGAACUAGAUUCAGAUCUAUUCACAUCCUAAAGGUUGCUGAAAUUGAAAAGACUGCUGAUGUCAAGAGACCAUACGUCAAGCAAUUCUUGACCAAGGACCUAAAGUUCCCAUUGCCACACAGAGUCCAAAAGUCUACCAAGACAUUCUCUUACAAGAGACCAACCACCUUCUACUAA